Messenger RNA from Lotus japonicus, 2964 nucleotides. RefSeq names its product pentatricopeptide repeat-containing protein At1g74630. The coding region runs from base 97 to 2085 and encodes 662 amino acids. Gene Ontology annotation, biological process: RNA modification. Gene Ontology annotation, molecular function: protein binding; RNA binding; zinc ion binding. The record is from RefSeq and is a predicted model, not a curated record. The transcript is spliced from 3 exons. Lineage: Eukaryota; Viridiplantae; Streptophyta; Magnoliopsida; Fabales; Fabaceae.
UGAAUUCUCUUCGUAGAGGGGCCAGGUCAUCAUCUGCUGAUUAGAUGACAAUAUAAGUUAGCUUCUUCCAGAAUCAAUUCAUUUUGUAAUCCAAACAUGCCCUUAAUGUCUUACUUUAUCCCGACCCCAAGUUCAGGUACUGAAGAAGCGAUGAGCAACACUUUGGAACCACGAUGGGUUUCAUUGUUGAGCAAGUGCAGCAGCCUCAAACCCACGAAGCAAAUCCACACCCACCUCUACGUAACCGGCCUUCACACCCACCCCUUGUUCUUCGGGAAGCUUCUUCUCCACUGCGCCGUCACCAUCUCCGAUGCUCUCCACUACGCUCUCCGUCUCUUCCAACACUUCCCCAACCCCGACACCUUCAUGUACAACACUCUCAUUCGUGCACUCGCUCUCUCUUCAACCCCUCUCUCCUCCCUUCAGCCCUUCAUUCAAAUGCGUCGCCACCCUACCGUCUUCCCUGACAGCUUCUCUUUCGCCUUCGCUCUUAAAGGUGUUGCCAAUGGCGGCAGUUUGAAACCCGGCACUCAGCUGCAUUGUCAGGCCUUUCGGCAUGGCUUUGAUACCCAUGUCUUCGUUGGGACAACCUUGAUCAGCAUGUACGGUGAAUGUGGGGAUUCUGAGUCUGCUCGACGGGUGUUUGAUGAAAUGCCUGAACCGAAUGUUGUCACGUGGAACGCUGCUGUGACUGCGUGUUUUAGGUGUGGGGAUGUGGCGGGCGCGCGGGGCGUGUUUGGACGGAUGCCCGUUAGGAAUUUGACAUCGUGGAAUGUGAUGCUUGCUGGUUACACUAAAGCAGGUGAGCUUGGGUUGGCAAGGAGAGUUUUUUCUGAAAUGCCUUUGAAAGAUGAUGUUUCUUGGAGCACUAUGAUUGUUGGGCUUGCUCACAAUGGUUCUUUUGACCAAGCUUUUGGGUUUUUCAGGGAGUUGCUGCGCGAGGGAAUCAGGCCGAAUGAGGUAAGCCUCACUGGGGUGUUGUCUGCUUGUGCACAAGCUGGGGCAUCUGAGUUUGGGAAGAUUUUACAUGGGUUUAUGGAGAAAUCUGGGUUUCUUUAUAUUUCUUCUGUGAAUAAUGCUCUCAUAGAUACCUACUCCAAGUGUGGGAAUGUAGCUAUGGCACAGUUGGUCUUCCGAAAUAUGUCGGUGGGAAGGAGCAUUGUGUCUUGGACAUCGAUCAUAGCAGGCCUUGCGAUGCAUGGUCACGGAGAAGAGGCACUUCAACUUUUUCAUGAGAUGGAAGAAUCAGGAGUUCGGCCGGAUGGUAUUACUUUCAUAUCUCUCCUAUAUGCUUGUAGCCAUAGUGGCUUAGUUGAGCAAGGGUGUGAGAUUUUUUCUAAAAUGAAGAAUUUGUAUGGUAUUGAACCUACCAUUGAGCAUUAUGGCUGUAUGGUUGAUCUGUAUGGUCGAGCUGCUAGGUUGCAUAAGGCCUAUGAAUUUAUAUGUCAAAUGCCAAUUUCACCGAAUGCAGUCAUUUGGAGGACUCUGCUUGGGGCUUGUAGCAUUCAUGGUAAUAUUGAAUUAGCAGAGCUUGUGAAAGCAAGGCUUGCUGAAAUGGAUCCAAACAAUUCUGGUGACCAUGUACUACUCUCGAAUGUUUAUGCUGUUGCAGGGAAAUGGAAGGAUGUUGUCAGCAUAAGAAGAACAAUGACUGAACAGAGCAUGGUAAAAACUCCUGGUUGGAGCAUGAUUGAAAUUAACAAGGUCAUGUAUGGUUUUGUGGCGGGUGAAAAGCCUAACGAGGUUACAGAAGAGGCUCAUGAUAAACUGAGGGAAAUAAUGUUGAGACUCAGGGCAGAAGCAGGUUAUGCCCCGCAGGUAAGGGGCGUCUUGCAUGAUAUUGAAGAGGAAGAAAAAGAAGAUUCAGUGUCUAAGCACAGUGAGAAGCUUGCUGCAGCUUUUGGAAUAGCGAAACUUCCUAAGGGAAAACAAUUAAGAAUAGUGAAGAACCUGAGGGUGUGUGGGGACUGCCAUACUGUGAUGAAGCUAAUUUCUAAAUUUUAUCAAGUAGAAAUCAUUGUGAGAGAUAGAAGCCGCUUCCACUUGUUCAAAGAUGGAUUGUGUUCUUGCAGAGAUUACUGGUGACAGGGGUGAUUGAUGAAUUAGUUUAUCCUGACUACCCUUGUUUGUAAAGAAAUUAAACAAGUUGAUUAUGGCUUGAUCUUCACUGAAUUGGCUGAGCUAGAUAGCUCAAUGCUGACGAUAUCAUUGUUCUGACAUAUAUGAUGAGUGAUGGUAUGAGCAAGUAGUUAGUAAAAAAGCAUUUAUUUGCUUUGUCUAGUGGUCUUAACUCUUAACCACUAUUCCUCCAAAGUACAAGACUCUUAUUGCCUGACCUAAAAUAAACAAAAGUGAAAAGGAUGAGUCAAAGCCAAAAAGCUAAAGAGGAGCAAAACUUAUUGAGGUAUUCAAAAUGAAACAAUUAAAGUCUCAACAAACAGAAUUGCCAGCUGAAGAUACAUCCAGUGCAACCAAAUCAACUGCAAUGGAUACUGUAAGUAUCAACUCAAGCAACCCCCCUUGCAUCAAUGCCUCUGCAUGUGCUUCCACCCAAGGCCAACUGGCCAAGUGACUGCAUCAACCACUACAGUCUACAGAAUUGCACCUAAUAGAGACUAGCAAUUUAAUUCCAUGGAAAUGUGGAGCAUUGAAGCGAAAAUUUGGGAUAAUAGAAGCUUUCAUGGAGAGAGGGAACCCUUGUGUUACAAGGUCACUUUAAAUAUGCAGCGGAGAAUAGGAGAGUAUGCAGCUAGUCAAUGCCCAAAACCACAUUGAAGUUUGCGGAAACCAAGGCCAAUAGGUCUCAAUGAUCUUUUGAUUUUUAUUUUCAUAUGUUUGAGAACGAACAUUUUGUGAAUCUUUUUCAGAGGUUUUUUGUUGUUGUUAUCAACAUUAAAGACUGAAUGUGGUUGCCAAACAUUUGGCUUAGAACUCCAGUUAUUGACUAAGUUUGGUGGAUUUUAA